Dibothriocephalus latus is the source of this 1602-nucleotide messenger RNA. The record is from the annotation of a GenBank genome assembly. NCBI's taxonomy places the organism in Eukaryota, Metazoa, Platyhelminthes, Cestoda, Diphyllobothriidea, Diphyllobothriidae.
AUGCAAUCCGGUAGCAGCGGUCUCGGCGAUGGACGUUCCACCGUCCUGUCCGCGCCCUCAACGGCUCCAGCCUCUGGCGGUGCCACUUUCAAGACCACCCCUUCUGCCAAUCCCACGGCUACUACGAGUCCCCCUUCGUCUUCCGUUACUAUGCCUGUGCCACCAAAGCCUUCAGAUUUCAAAUUUGGUCGUGAGCUAGGCAGUGGUUCCUUCUCGACCGUCUAUGUGGCCAAAGAGAUCAGUACUCAGAAGGAAUACGCUAUUAAGGUGGUCAUAAAGGAACAUGUCUGUCGCAACAAGGCCAUACUCUCUGUCCUUAUGGAAAAGGAAGUACUGAAACGGACCAACCACCCCCUUCUUAUUCGUCUCCACUAUACCUUUCAGGAUCAGCAUCGUCUUUACUAUGUGCUACAGUAUGCUCAACGUGGUCACCUCCUCGCCUACCUCAACAAACUCACGUCUUUCAACCGAGAAGGCACUCAGUUCUACUCGGCUGAGCUUCUUUUAGCUCUGGAAUACCUCCAUUCCCAGUCAAUUGUUCAUCGUGAUGUCAAACCGGAAAAUGUCCUUCUCUCCCUUGACAUGCACAUUAAACUGGCAGAUUUUGGAUCAGCCAUAAUCCUGAACGAUCCCUCUGUAAAGGCGCCCACUUUCACGGGCACACCCCAGUACGUUAGUCCGGAAAUGCUCCAAAUUGAUUCCCCAUCCUCCGUAUCCUCCCCCUCAUCCUCCUCUGACGAUGAGUCGGAAAAAAAAACCCCCGGCCGACUAAAAGACUCGGAAAACCGAGCUCCCACCAGGUCAAAAAAUUCCCCCGACAAGGACGAAAAGUCGACUGACCUUGUGUACUUGAUGGACUACUGGGCUUUUGGCUGUGUAAUAUAUCAAAUGCUGUCAGGUCGCCCGCCCUUUCGGCCCGACAAGCAUGGUCAUGAAUUCGACGUUUUCCGGAAAGUUCUUGCUUUGGACUACGCGUUUCCCGAGCGCUUUGACAGUGAAGCGAAAGAUAUUGUUCAGCGGUUGCUGGUGGCUUCUCCGUCUGAUCGGCUCGGUAGCCCCAGCUCUGGCGGACCGAAUGCCGUUCGGUCUCACCCCUUUUUUGCCGGUGUUGAUUGGGACAGCUUAAUUCAGAAGCAGCCGCCUACUCUUCUACCCAACUUAGAGCCUCUGGAAUACGACGACUGGGAUAAGGUCCCUGCAGGCUAUACGGAGGGCCAGAAGUACCUCUUCUCACAAGAACUCAAACUGGCGGCAAGCCAAGUCACUGAGAUUGACAGGGCCGAGCUAUUGAAAAAGCAGGCCAAUGAGAACGUUUUCCAUCGCUUCGUACGUGGACGUUUAAUAGUAAAACAGGGAGUUCUCUAUAAGCGCCGGGGCCUAUUUGCACGCAAGCGUGUCUUCCUGCUGACCGAGGGUCCACAUCUCUUCUAUGUUGAUCCCGAGACGAUGGUCCGCAAGGGCGAGGUACCUUGGAGCAGUUUUCUGCGUGUGGAAGUGCGAAACUCAAAGAUAUUUUCAAUCAUCGUCCCCAAUCUCCUUCACACCACCUCUACUUACCCGGUCCUCACUGCCCUGAGCACCCGGGCUCCUAGCUUCCCGUGA